Nerophis lumbriciformis (worm pipefish) is the source of this 1972-nucleotide messenger RNA. The record is from RefSeq and is a predicted model, not a curated record. Lineage: Eukaryota; Metazoa; Chordata; Actinopteri; Syngnathiformes; Syngnathidae.
UAAUAUUAUUACUUUGUUAGCAGAGUCAUGGAAGAUUCUAGUAGCAGUGCGGUGACUGAAGCACCUACCCAGGAGCGUGCAGCCACAGAUGAUGUCAACACGACAUCCGACCCCGGCAUGUACGGUUACAUCAAGCAGGACCUCUUCACCUCCGAGAUCUUCAAAGUGGAGAUCCAGAACCUUCCCAAGUUCAUCGGCUUUAACGACCUGAAGAAGUUUCUGGCCAAGCACGGCCUGAACCCGCACAAAGUCAAGCUGUUGAGCAGGUUCGCCUUCGUCACCUUUAAGAACGAGGAGGAGCGCGACAAGGCCAUGAAGAUGGUGCACGGCAUGCAGUGGAGGGGCCAGGUGUUGAGCGUCAGGCUGGCUAAGCCCAAAGCGGACCCCAUUCAGAGGAAGAGGAAGCAGCAGCAGGAGGAGGGAGAAGGAGCAGGAGGGCAGCCUCCUGCCAAGCGAGCAGAAGGCGACGAGGAGGAGCUGAGUGUCCAAAUUGCCAACGUGGUGACCCCUCUGUGGAAUGUUCCUUAUGAGGAGCAGCUGAAGAGGAAGCAGCAGGAGGCUGUGCGGGUUCUGCAGGGCUUGGCAAAAGAGAUUGGCAAAACCAACAAAGGUAUAUUGCCUUGGCUCUUUGACAUGAAAGGAAAAUACAACAAAAUGUGUUGUCCCCUGGAAACUAUUCAGCCAUCUCCUACACAGAGCAACUACAGAAACAAGUGUGAAUUCCUCGUCUCCAUGGGCGCAGACGGGGAAGAUAAGACGGUCGGUUUCCGCUUGGGGAAAUACAAAGGUGGUUCUUGUGCCGUUGUGGGCCCGGAGAAAGCGUGCCACGUCUCAGACGAGGCUAAGAAAGUUGUCCACGUCUUUCAGAAGUUUAUCAGGUCGACAUCUUACACCGUCUACAGUCCGGAAACAUAUGAAGGGCACUGGAAGCAGCUGACUGUUCGGACCACCAGGACCAAACAAGCCAUGGCAAUGGCCUUCUUUAACCCUCAGAAACUUGAAGAAACAGAACUGGAUGUGUUAAAGAGCUCCAUGAAGAAAUACUUCACAGAUGGAGAGGGCAAAGACAGCGGAAUAACCUCUCUUUACUUUGUCAGAGAGGGUCAAAGACAAUCUCCUAACGCUGAAGACUUGCCAUGUGAGCUGGUGCUCGGAGACCACUGCAUUCACGAGGAACUCCUCGGUCUGCAAUUCAGAAUAUCUCCUCAUUCUUUCUUUCAGGUGAAUACUGCGGGAGCAGAGGUUCUGUACUCAGCGGUGGGGGAAUGGGCCCAAUUGGAUGAGAGCAGCACAGUUUUGGACGUGUGCUGUGGGACUGGAACUAUUGGCAUCUCUCUGGCUAAGAGGGUCAAGAAGGUUAUUGGCAUCGAGCUGUGCCAGGCGGCAGUGGAAGACGGCAAAGCCAACACAAAACUUAACGGUCUUAGUAACGUGGAGUUCCACUGCGGAAAAGCUGAAGACAUGUUCUGCAUUCUGGGCGCUCUGGUGUCCCCCAGCAUCACAGCCAUUGUAGAUCCACCAAGGGCGGGAUUACAUUCCAAGGUGAUACUCGCCAUCAGGAGAGCGGCGCAUCUGAAGAAGCUGAUUUACGUGUCGUGCAACGCCAAGGCAGCUAUGAAUAACUUCAUUGACCUGUGCAGGGCGCCCUCUAACAGAGUCCACGGAGCACCGUUCCGCCCUGUUCGAGCCAUGGCUGUGGACAUGUUUCCUCAGACGAUGCACUUUGAGAUGGUUCUUCUCUUUGAGAGGGAAAGCACCUCCCAGCAGCAGACCAAUCAUCCGGAACAAAAGGUCUGUUCAUCUUAGAAAUGGCUUCAUGUGUGGACAAGACAGUCUCAUUAAAGAAUCAUUCAUGUAUUGUAGAUUUAAGUCUUUUUAAUGAUUUACCAUCCAAAUUAUGUUUCCUUUUUGUUAUUCUGUUAUGCCUAAUGAUAUACUUCUUUUGGAAUAAAAUCCUAUUAUUUCAAAACUA